This is a messenger RNA of Purpureocillium takamizusanense, 1867 nucleotides long. RefSeq lists its product as uncharacterized. The record is from RefSeq and is a predicted model, not a curated record. Bases 393 to 1736 code for a protein of 447 amino acids. The transcript has 3 exons. Lineage: Eukaryota; Fungi; Ascomycota; Sordariomycetes; Hypocreales; Ophiocordycipitaceae. Gene Ontology annotation, cellular component: mitochondrion.
CAAGUACGUAACGAGUUUAAUAUCCUUCAUCCGCGUCUCCGCCUCGUUCUCGUCUCGCCUUGCCCACCCCAGCUUUCUGCGCGGCGAGCCCCUUGCGCGCUUUUUACCCUUUCCUUUGCUUCUUGGAAAACAGUCAUCUAUCCACUUGCGCGAAUCCUGACCUGCCGUGCGGCCGUGACCUGUCGCUUCCACAGAUUCCUUUUCUUUUGGCGCUCCGAAACGACGACCCCUGCGAUCCAACGCGACCCGCACCCGCGCGACGGUGAGCGGUAAAAGGGGACUCUCGCAUCCUGCUCCUGCUCGAUGACGCUGCUCUUGCGCCUGGGACCACCCCGAUAGCGCGACGGCGACGACCUUUUCCGACGACGACCGAGCCACAUUAUCGACCAAGAAUGGCGGGCGCGAGGCCGCUCCUGUUCCUGUACCCGCAGCUGCUGAGGGCCGCUGCCAGGUCGCCGUACUCGUCGGCGACGGGGCCGCGAGCCUGGGACGCCGCGGCGGGCGCGACGUCGCGCGCCGGCAGGGCCAAGAGCUCGUUCGCGCCGCGGCAUGGAAAGGGCGUCGAGCCGGCGGCCUGGGAGCAGAAGCAGAAGGAGGCUCAGGACCUGGAGCAGGAGCCCAUCAUGAUGCCGCCGCCGCAACCGGCACCCGCACCGGCACCAUCGCCGCCACAGCCGGCGGCGGCAAAGGAUACUGAUGCUACGACGACGUCGGAGGCGACCGUCAGCGCGAGCAAGGACGACGGUGAGGCCAAAAGCGACGGCGGACAAGUGGCCCCCGCGCCAGAGAUGGAAGUGAGGGCCGGCACUGCGAGCGCGGCUACUUCGGGCGCCGAGGCGAGCAAAGACAUUGAGGUUGAAGCGGGCAAGACGGAUGUCGAGGAUCGCGCCACCCGGCCGGAGCAGCAGCAGCAGCAGCAGCAACAACAACAACAACAACAGGGCAAGGGGAAAGAGGGUGACGACAAGGGCCAGCAGCGGCCAUCGGGUCCGCUCGAUGAGGUGCUGCUGAUGCAGGCACCGGAGCGCAUGCCGCCACAGCACCCGCACAUGUCGCCGCCGCCGUACGUGCACCACUUUGACAGCUACUCGCUGGUCAAGCAGCUCCAGGAUGGCGGCUACUCGCAGGAGCAGGCGACGACGGCGAUGAAGGCGAUCCGGACGCUGCUGGCGCAGAACCUUGACGUGGCGCAGAAGAGCCUCGUUAGCAAGAGCGAUGUCGAGAACGAGACGUACUUGUUCACGGCAGCGUGCUCGGAGCUGGGCACCGAGAUCAAGAACAACAGGAGGCUGCAGGACGAGCAGAUGCGGCAGCAGAGGACGCACCUGCAGCACGAGGUGGACAUUUUGACGCAGUCACUCAAUCAAGAGCUGCUGACGCUGACGGACAAUGUGCGUGGCAUGUUCAACGACCGCAAAAUGGCGGUGCGCGAGGAACAAAAGGCUGUUGACAGCGCGAUCCAAGAGAUCACGUACAAGAUGAGCAUCCUGCUCAACAGCGACUCCAAGUCGGAGAUUGAGGGCGUGCGGUGGAUCCUGAUCCGGCGGUCGGUGCUGGGCAUCAUCUUCAUGGCCAUCUUGACGCUCGGGGUGCUGCGCUACGCGACAUACACGCGGCAGCAGCGCAAGGAGGAGGCGGACCGGCGCCGCCGGGAGAAGGAGAAGCUGCGAAAGGACGGCGGCAAGACGGACCACAGCGCGGCGGCGGAUGCGGCGGCCAUUCUCGCGGCCAACUGAGGGAGGUACUGCGUGGCGAAUCAUACCCGACACGAUACGCCUUUGCGCAUGAAUGCAGCGCAUGAUGUAUAUACAUAGAUGGGUAGAUAGAUGUCCGGAGGACGACACUGGCAGUUCGGUCAGACGGUGGC